GUUCUGCGCAAACACCCUGCUUACACAGCGCCAAGCUAUCAAUAAUCCACAGGUCAUAUCGUGGGACUGUUUCCGGACUAGCGACAAAGAAACCCUGGCCGACAUGGACCGGCACAUGGCCGCUAUGCUUUCGCAAUCAAUUGAUCACCAGUUAUCAAACAUGAGAUCUUGAAACUUAAGGCGUUUUCAAGCUUUGAACUAGGGUCUUACGGAGCCCGGCCAUUUCCAGGUGCCGCUGCCCGCCCGCACCAGCUAUGGGCGUAGCUUCCCUCGACAUCAGCAGCCCACAGCGCUGACAAUGGGCUGGGGAUGGCGAUGGGCUUGAAAAGUGACAAAGGGAUGGUUGCGUGGCGCCAUCUCCUCUCUGCAGAAGGCUCUGCACGACUACGCAAGGCUUCCAGGUGAUGCACAGCUGUGUACACAAUGCAUUUGACAAGGCGCGGGCUCCGACAAUAGUUAGUUCGGUCCGGAAGGCCCGUCGCCGACCGCUGCAAUGGAGCCCAAUGCAGCUCCGCUUUUGCUCGCCGUCCGUGCCAGGCGGACAGCCCUGGCAGGUAUGAUUCCCUGGCUGCAUACACAAACAUUCAACUAAACAAACUAUAGCUUUAAGCCUUGUCUGGCUCUAUUCGGCGUAGCAGCCCCUUGCUGCAGACGAGUCCGGGCUUCGCCUCGGCUCUGCGCAAUUAUGCAAAUGGCAGCCAGCUUCUCUAUCUCUGGCGAUUUUGCCUGUGGCCAGUCUACUGGUCACGCGACGUUCUGGCGGCUUGAAGAGAACAAAGUCUUCGAGGUAGCCCUUGCAAGACACUACGCGGACGUGGACAGGUUCGAGCGCAUCGCCUCUUAUCUGCCAAACAAGACGCCUAACGACAUUCAGAAGCGGCUCCGCGACCUCGAGGACGACUUGCGACGCAUCGAUGAGGGGUGUAACGAGGGCGCCUCAGCUCAGAGCGCCCCCGCGGCGACCCCCGCACGUUCAGAGGACUCGGCGCCGAACGCCAAGCGGCCAAAGACCGAUGUGCCAGCCAACGGUGACCGUCGCAAGGGUGUGCCCUGGACGGAGGAGGAGCACCGGUUGUUCCUGCUCGGGCUCGCCAAGUUCGGCAAGGGUGACUGGCGUUCCAUCGCCCGCAACUUCGUCAUUUCUCGGACGCCAACCCAGGUGGCGAGCCAUGCGCAAAAGUAUUUCAUCCGCUUAAACAGCAUGAACAAGAAGGACAAGCGCCGGGCGUCGAUCCACGACAUCACCAGCCCGACGCUGCCCGCCUCGGUGGCCAACCCCGCCCCGACCACGGGGCUAGCGCCUGCAGCGGCCUCGGGCAAGGCCACCUCGUCAUUGGUGCAGGGCGCGACCUCCUCCGCCACCACUGCCACCUCGCAGCCCAUGGCCGCCGCGGCGGCCGCUGCAGCGGCAGCCUUCCCCGCGGCUGCGCACGUCGCCGCUGCCGCUGCCGCGGCCGCCGCCGCCGCCACCAGCACCACCAGCGUUUUCGCGCAGCUGGCUAUGCACGGGCUUGCCAUGCAGCCGGUGAUGCAGCAAGCGGCUGCGGCUGCGGCAGCAGCGGGCAUGAUGCCUCAGCUCAACGCGGCGGCCGCGGCCGCUGCGGCCGCCGGCAUGCCGGCGCCCGUGCUUCCCAACGCGGCGCAGUACAUGGUGCAGGUCUAAGCAGUUGCUGCGAGUGCAUCGCUGGCUUCUCGGCCGGCCAAGGGCGGGGCCAGCUUGCAGUGGGGGCGGCGCAUUGAACUGGGUGUGUGGAGCGGCCGCGGAGCGCGGGCUUGCUGAGACCAAAUAUGGUCCCAGCACUAUGCCUACUGCGCUGCUGCGGCUGUUAUGCGGGCAAGGAAAGUCUAUUGCAGUUGAGAGAGGGCAAGAAUGGUGGUCUUGCAAGAGUGAAAGUGAGUGAGCUACCAUGCGUGUGUGAAGCGGCAGCGGGACCUAAAGCGUCUGGCAGCCGGGCGUGUGGGCAGCAUCUUCAUUUGGUUGUGGACGGAGGCAUCGUUAGUCAGAUAUAAGGAAGCAAAACCGAGUGCUCGAGCGUGGUUGUGGUGGUCUGGUGAAGCGCUUUCAGCCGGCGCUGUUGUUCGGGAGACACGCACGAAGCAUGUGUCCCCGAUACUCAGCACGCGUGGCGGCUGUCCAGACCUGCCAGAGAGAGAAGAGGGAAGCUCGGGCCCGCGCCUGAGGCAACCCCUCGUUCUAAUUGUUUGCGACGUCCCUCUGGCUCGAAUUUUGAGUGUGGUUUCGUGCCUGCUGGACUUCCAGGGCUUUUUCUCAGGCUUGCGGUUUGCCGACAUCGCUUAAACCUCAACUUACUAGUGAAUGGAACCUUGCGGCUUUGACGGCGGCGGCCACAGGCGGCGUAACAGGCGCAACCGCCUGGGUUCGGGCCGUCGCGCGGGUGGUGUGUCCCUCCGUGUGACGGAGGGGCAUGGGACGUGAGAUGGGCGAAUUCGAUUUGUUGGUUGCAGUGCGACGCAGAGGCUACCGCUUCCGUCGAGCACUGUCGGGAGUUGUUGGCGUUGGGGUCAUGUUUCAGCCUUGGUGCACGUCUGGGUUGUAUAUCAACACUGGGAGCUGGGCGUGGCCUGUGCCCGCCUGUGCCAGUCUGUGAGUUGUAUAUGGCCGCAUCUGUGGUGAUGGGCGGAUGCGCGGCAAGGCCAAUAGCGGCCUCGCGCCUGUGUCGCCAAGGCUUUGGUGUCCCCCAGAUUUGUGCUUGGAGGGAGCAUCGUGUGCGGUGCAGUUGGGUUGGUUGCCUGCGGUGACGGCAUUACUGAGCGGUUCUUUGCCCAGCCUCCAAAUCGGUGUUGCCGGUGCCUAUAUAUUCGAAGAAGACCCAAGCAAUUACGUUUGUUGCGUGUCAACGUGGUGGUGGAGAAGAGUAAACAAGGUCAAGGAGUUUUGGAGACGCGGUAGGUGCGCAACGAUGCCGAGUCCAUAGGCGUGGUUACGGCCUAAUGCGCUGCUGCGCGGAAUGACGUUGAGCACUGCUAAGCGCAAGUAGACGUUUGCAUGCAUGCCACAGCGGCGUCAGUGGCAGGGGCUGGGAGGUCUCAGGUCGUGAAGGAAUGAUCAGCUGAACAGCAGUCGGCCGGGGCAUGUCGGUUGAGAUGUAGCCGUCUAGGGGCGGGGGGGGGCACCAAGAAGCGUGGAGGUUGGAGGAACAUCAAAUUUUCCGGACGUUGACCCUAACUUUAUGCGCGGGUCCUUGAACCUGCGAAGGAUAAAUCAGGCACGCAUUUUUUGCGCGGCCGCGGGUGUUGCUGUAUUUGGUUAGUUGUUGCCCACUUUGACGUGUUGACCAUGACUGCGAUCUGGAAUGGCAAGCGGCUCCCGGUGUGUCCCAAUGCUCCGUGUAUCUUUGUAUGUGAUGCGCGCGUGGUGUCAUGCGUGAGGACUGUACGUCUACUUGUAUGCGUGAUGAGUGCUUGCAAGGCGGUGGCAAGCGUGCUGCUGGCAAGGCGGAGGGGCGGCCCCCGGCGUACAACCAUGCCCUUUGUCGGCACUGUGCCGGCCGCCCCGGAGCUGCCGGCUAUUUGUGUGUAGGUGUAGGCGCCGAGGUGGGGGCAAUGCCUGCGGCUGCCUGUGAUGUCGCUGAUCCCGUUGAGUGGGAAGUGUGCAUUACUAUGGGAGGCGCGCUGCGGGCACUCCUCGUUCGCUUUGGAGGACCGGAUUGUACCCGGCUGCGUGUGUGUGAGGCCCCCAGCUUUGUGCUUGAGCGCUGUGGCUCACACGAAGGUCGGGUGCAACCAACCUAAAUAAGGCCCCCCAUUAUGCUGACGUACUGGGUGCAAUGCUUUUCGAGCGCGAGAGUCUGCACGGUCUGCCAGUUUAAUUAGAGAAUUAGAAUUAUUAUUUGGGGGUGGUUUGGGGCAAGGAGCCGCAUGGCGGGCGGGGGGCGGAAGGACCACGGAUGAAUCUGUGUGCAUGUGUUCUGGCAACACUGAUGCGAGUUCCUGACAUGCCGGGGGACUGACCAGUUUCCCUCGUGAUGUGUGCUUGGUGCGUAGCCCGUUUUGACUACAGGGCAUUGGAGAAGAGCUUGAAAUGUGUGUUUAUUUCUAGUCGAUGUUCGAGAGGCGCAUGGUACUAGCAUCACGCAGCAACACAGCGAUGCGGCGCCGGUACAAAGGUGAGGCUGCCAAGUUACAGAGCUAUCCGGUGUCGAGAUGAGACGAGCGCAAGAUGCGGGUAUUUUAGUCGGUGCAUCAAUUUCGAGAGCGCAUGCUGAGAGUACUGCAUACAAUUUCGGUGCUUCGCAAGAUUCGAGAGUCAUUUGGUCCGAGGGAAAGCAAGAUUUUGUUGGGAGUUCGUCGCAGGAAGCAUGGUAAGACACGUCACAG
Molecule: messenger RNA, 4338 nt
Organism: Chlamydomonas reinhardtii
Lineage: Eukaryota; Viridiplantae; Chlorophyta; Chlorophyceae; Chlamydomonadales; Chlamydomonadaceae
Exons: 6
Coding region: 692-1663 (323 amino acids)
Molecular function (GO): DNA binding
Source: RefSeq, a predicted model, not a curated record